AUGAUCUGCGGGGGUUGUCGUCUAUUACUGAACACAGAUUGUUCCUUACAUUGCCACACUUGUGAUAUCAACUAUCACUAUGAAUGCCUAAAUAUAAACAAGGAGCAGUUUGUAACGCUUUCGAAAGAAUUUCGUUCCUCUUGGACCUGCCCUGCAUGUGUGAAUGUAACAAGACGUAUAAAAACUAACUUAAGCACACCUGUACGUCACAAUCAGGUACCAUCUACGGAACAGUCUAUGGACCUAUCAUGCGAAAUUGUGAACAAAAGUGAGGCGCACAUACCAUCAGAUUCGGACUCCAUCGAGAAAUUUAAUGAACUGCUUAAUACUAUCAAUUUGUGGCGUAACGACAUGAAUUCUAACAUAAUGAGUAUUAGAGACGAAAUUAAGAAUGAUAUGAACUCUAACUUUAUGAGUAUUAGGGAAGAAAUUAAAAAUACCUUAAGUGACAUCCAAUCUGAAAUUAAGUCUCUACGAGAGGAGCAAGCCACCCUGAGACAAAAUGUUUCUAAUAUAAACAUAGAAUUAUCGUCCCUUCAAAACUCCAUUCAAUUUCAAUCUGACGAACAUGGUACUUUGAAACAUAGAGUCGAUGAAAUCGCACGUGUUGCUGGUGAACAGACCACAUCAGCAACUGCAGGACUACAGUACAGAAUCGACUCCCUGGAACAACAAGCCAGACAGACAAAUGUUGAAAUCUGUAACGUACCGGAGCGUAGAAAUGAAAACCUUAUAGGUAUCAUCGAAGCCAUUGGAACAGCGAUCCGCUUCCCCAUUUCAAAGGCAGACAUUGUGUCGAUACAUCGGGUUCCUCACGCACACAGCACAAAUGAUAGACCUAAAAACAUCAUUGCUAAAUUCAGCACACGUAUACAGAGGGAUAAUAUAAUUGCAGCAUAUCGUAAAGCAAAAUCACUGAGAGAGAAAGACGACAGUCCAGUACUGGUCAUCCGAGGAGAAGACGACCUCAAAAAACUUCGAAUCACUAAAAAGAAGUGA
Parnassius apollo (apollo) is the source of this 999-nucleotide messenger RNA. The record is from the annotation of a GenBank genome assembly. Lineage: Eukaryota; Metazoa; Arthropoda; Insecta; Lepidoptera; Papilionidae.